AUGAUAAACAAUUUCUUCUCCGUGACUUCAAUAGUCGCGACACUUACAAUCCUCCUCUUCGCGAGACUUGUAUUUCAAACCUUGCAUCGAUGCCUAUGGCAUCCACUCCGCGCCGUACCAGGCCCGUGGGCCAACAGCGUAUCAGAGCUGCCAGCUGCCUUGGCACUGGUCACGGGUAACCAGCAUCUGUAUUACAAGUCACUGCAUGACAAGUACGGCCCGGUGGUACGGGUGUCUCCCAAUGAGCUCAGUUUCGUCCGCCCCGAGGCUCGGGAAGAAAUCUACGGCCUUCGAAAAGGCGGGCUGAACAUGGAGAAGAGCCCGAUUUUCCUCGGAGCUGUUGGGGGCGUAGACGGACAGACUGGCGUGAGUCUGGCUCUGAAUGCAGAGCAUGCCCGCCAACGGAGGGCAUUGGGUUAUUUGUUCACGAAUAGCGCACUGCUACAAUUUGAAAAUCUCAUGAAGAUCCAGGUUGAAAAGUUUCUUGCCGUGCUUGGGCAAAUGGCAGACGAGAAGCAACCCGCAGACCUGUCGAGCUGGUACACCUACCUUGCUUUCGAUGUUAUGGGAGAUCUUUGCUUUGCCGAACCAUUUGGAUGUCUAGGUCAGGCAUCCGCUACGGAGUGGUCCACGUCUGUCAUCAAUGUCUUCGUGGCAGCGCUCUUCGUCCCCGCAAAGGCGGCUGAUUGGGCAAAAGUACACCUUAGGAACUCACGUGAGAAAACACUCCGCCGCCUCGCAGACCCAGACCGAGAUCACACAGACUUCAUGUACCACAUUCUUAUCAACAACGAGUCGAAGAAGUCACUGUCUCAGACUGAGAUCAUCCUGAACAUGGCGCUCUUCAUCAGUGCCGGAACGGACACGACUGCAACUGCCCUUACCGGCUGGACCUACUUCGUAUGCACACACCCGGAAGUAUACAGCCGUCUCAUAGACGAAGUUAGAGGCGCCUUGGUAACAGAGGAAGAUGUCAGAUGGGAGAAAGUAAAGGACCUUCGGUAUCUUGAGGCAACCAUUCAUGAGGCCCUGCGUCUUUUCCCUCCUUCGCCAGCCAGUCAGCAACGCAUAGUCCCUCCCGGAGGCGCCACGAUCGAUGGCUACUAUGUUCCUGCAGGGAUGACUGUCGCCGUCCCGCCAUGGGUGUCAACACACUCCCCUCUGAACUUCCACAACCCUUAUGAGUUCCGACCAGAGCGCUGGCUCGGAGAGGACAACGAGUUCUCAAAUGAUCGACUGAACGCGUCGCUGCCAUUUGGAACCGGCCCGAGGGUCUGCAUCGGCAGGAACCUGGCAUAUAUGGAGAUGCGGCUUAUCUCGGCGAACCUUCUGUUUCACUUCGACUUGGAGCUAGACAGAGGGGAGUAUGAGGCUAAGAAUGAUGUGUGGGGGCUGGACGGCAGGCUGAAGACCAUGAAGAUAUUUCACUCGAUGACGAAGCCGGAAUUAUGGGUGCGGCUGAAAAAGGCCCAGGCAUGA
This is a messenger RNA of Diaporthe citri, 1479 nucleotides long. RefSeq lists its product as uncharacterized. The transcript is spliced from 5 exons. NCBI's taxonomy places the organism in Eukaryota, Fungi, Ascomycota, Sordariomycetes, Diaporthales, Diaporthaceae. The record is from RefSeq and is a predicted model, not a curated record. The coding region runs from base 1 to 1479 and encodes 492 amino acids. Gene Ontology annotation, molecular function: monooxygenase activity; oxidoreductase activity, acting on paired donors, with incorporation or reduction of molecular oxygen; iron ion binding.